AUGGAGACAGACACUUGUUUUGUGCUUAAUUGCACUAAUUUUGAUGAUACACUGAUGGAAGAUGUACGAGCUCAACUGGAAAAGGAUGGAUACGUCAAAGUGAAAUGUGAACAGAUUCCAAACAAUGACUGUAACAAAGCAGCACUGGAUAUAAUUGAAAAAAUUGGUGGUGUUUGCUGUCUAUACAAUGAUGACGAAAAUUCUUUUAUCUGGCCUGUGAAAGUUUUAGAAUUGGACACACCUGAAUCAAAACUACAAGCUUCACAAUUAGAUCGAGAACUUGUUUUCCAUACAGAUUGUUCAUAUGAACAUAAUGCACCAAAAUUUGUUGCACUCUACGUUGUUCAAUGUGAUCGCAGUGAAGACGGAGGUAAAUUUCAAAUGGUUAAAGCUAUUGACAUUCUCAACAGAUUGUCGGAAAAAAGUCAAUACUUAUUGAGAUAUGAAGCAUAUCAAAUAAAUGUACCGCCUGAUUUUCGAAAAGGUGAUAUUGAUUAUAUUUGUGGAUCAAUUAUUUUGGGUGAUGGUCAUCUACGUUAUCGACGGGAUAUUGUUGACAAUAAACGAUUAAGCAAUGAAACAGCUGAAAAACAAGAAGCUGUUAAGGAGCUAAAUUCGAUUAUUUUGGCUGAGGAUAAAUUGAAUGUGUUUCGUCCAGUGCUUGAUAAUAAUAUGAUGGUACUGUUUGAUAAUACAAGAUUUCUUCAUGGUAGAACAAGGAUCAAAGAUCUAGAGCGGUAUUUGUUGCGAAUAAGGUUUAAUUUGGUUAAUUAA
Molecule: messenger RNA, 774 nt
Organism: Didymodactylos carnosus
Lineage: Eukaryota; Metazoa; Rotifera; Eurotatoria; Philodinida; Philodinidae
Source: the annotation of a GenBank genome assembly